Messenger RNA from Syngnathus typhle (broad-nosed pipefish), 1434 nucleotides. It is a transcript of the gene bicdl2, whose product is annotated as BICD family like cargo adaptor 2. The coding region runs from base 1 to 1311 and encodes 436 amino acids. Lineage: Eukaryota; Metazoa; Chordata; Actinopteri; Syngnathiformes; Syngnathidae. Gene Ontology annotation, biological process: vesicle transport along microtubule; Golgi to secretory granule transport. The transcript has 9 exons. The record is from RefSeq and is a predicted model, not a curated record.
AUGUUCAGCCCCAGGAAGAGUAGUCUCUCUUCCCCUAGCCUGGAGGACUCCUUUUUCCCGCUCUCCUCUUCUUCUUCCAUCUCACUUUCCUUCGCCCUGCCCACAUCCACGCCGGAUCACAGGAGCAUCGAUAGCGGGGGCAACAUUGAGACGGACCUUAUUUUGGCAGCUGAGUUGGGACAGGCUCUGCUGGAGAAGAAUGAGGAACUGGCUGCUGCUCUGGAGGAGAAGCAGAGGGAGGUGGAGACAAUACAACAGGAAAAGCAUGUCCUGCAAAGGAAGCUAGAGAUGAACGAACUAGAGUCAGGACAGAAAGAGGCCGAGCUGAACGGAGAUUUGGCCGCCUUACGCUCUGAGCUGGACCGCCAUCACAUUCAGGGGCGGGACCGGCGUCGGGAUGAAAGCGAGCAACUAACGCAGCUAUCGAACCAUAACCAGCGCCUGGUGGAGCAGCUAUCAGAGGCUGUCACGCUGGAACAUUCCUUAAGGACUGAGAUUCGUAGCCUGAGAGAGGAGAUGGACGAGUCCUCCUUUAGCCGGAAUAUUAGUUCCACACAAUUAGAAAACACGCUUGCAGAGAGCCGAGUUUUGAAAGGGCGCCUGAGUCACAUGGAAGCUCAGUUGAAGGCCUCCCAGGAAGACAGCGACAGGCUACGCUCCGAGCGCAACGACCUUAGGGUCAGGGUGACGGAGCUUCAGGUGCAGCUGAGAGAAAAAGAAGCAGAGCUAGAGCAGGAGCAAGGGGUGGUAUUUGAGUUGCGUACCAUGAAUCGCUCUCUGCAACAAAAUGCCAUGAGCCUGGGAGAAGAGAGCAUCCUGGACAUUACACACACACGACCUUUGUCACUGCUUAGUGAAAUUCAGCAAUCCCAGGCCAAAGACGCCCUCCUAGCCCACUCGGUGGCACUGCAAGCGAGAGACGACGAGAUAGCAGCACUGAAAGAGGAGUUGCAAUCCCAACAAGAAGAACUGGAAUUACUGAGGGAGGAAAUCAAACCAUUUCGAGGCAGUCCGGAUGCGCCGAAUUACAGUUCGUUAGAGAGCGAGUUGGCCAUGGUGCGACAAGAGAAAGACUUACUGACCCAUCAGCUUCUCAACACCAUCCAACACAAGGUGGCGCUGUCCCAAGAGCUGGAUGCUUGGCAGGAGGAUAUGCGGUUGGUAAUAAAUCAGCAGGUGCUGCAGAAGGAGGAGGACAGACUAAAAAUGGUUGAGCGAGAGAGCACAGGAGGACUCCAAAGAAGCAAGUCUUUGAAAUUGAAAGGCGAAGUCGGAAAAGGAUUCUUUGCGUCUCUUUUCAAAGACAAAUAACACGCAUGGAGACAGAAAACAGCAUCAAAAUAACAAUUUUGUUACAUAACAAGCAAGUGUAUAUGUAAAUUUAUAUAUAUAUGUAUUUAUGGAUGUACAGUAAAGUAAUACUUUCCAUUUUUA